Ornithodoros turicata is the source of this 3766-nucleotide messenger RNA. Its product is annotated as adhesion G protein-coupled receptor L3-like. Lineage: Eukaryota; Metazoa; Arthropoda; Arachnida; Ixodida; Argasidae. Gene Ontology annotation, biological process: cell surface receptor signaling pathway; adenylate cyclase-activating G protein-coupled receptor signaling pathway; negative regulation of angiogenesis. The transcript has 21 exons. Gene Ontology annotation, molecular function: G protein-coupled receptor activity. The coding region runs from base 327 to 2876 and encodes 849 amino acids. The record is from RefSeq and is a predicted model, not a curated record. Gene Ontology annotation, cellular component: plasma membrane.
CGGCGUUGUUCAUUGCUCUUCCAGCAUCCCACAGAUUCGCUUGCUCUCACUGUUCGCACAUCACGUGUGGGAUUAGAGGAAGUCGCGGUAAACAUUGUCUGGUGAAGUCGACGGUGUGCGUGGCUGAAACAAGCGUGGCUUCUUUUUUUGUCUCUCUUUCUUUGGGUGUGUAAGUAUCGUGCUGUUGGUUGUGCAGAACUGAGGUGGUUCGGUGGUGGAGAGCUUGCCAUUUCGCGUCAUCUGCUGAGUUCGCCGGUUGCAACUAUUCAACCUUGCAGUUCAUCAAGGAACAAGCUCCUCCUCUCCGGUUCCUGCUGACUGCACCAAUGAAGCUGCAAGCCAUAGUUUUAUUCCUGAAUCUCCUGCAUCUGCAAUGCGAUGCACUCCGCCUUCCACUGAGCCUGAACACAGCGAGGAUGCCGCCAACAUCUGAUCCAACUUCUGCCAAUCCUCCAUCGACGCAUCCGACACGGGAUCUCCUCCAGUUUCCGGAGAGCAUCGCAUCCCAAAUUGUUCCUGCAGUUUCUGAUCCUCUCUCCUGUGGGGCCGGCAAUACCAGCAGUGCUCAGGAAGCUGCUAAUGAGGGUGCCCAGGAAGGCCAGAGACAACAACGGGUGGCAGCAGACCUCGUUCAGGCUGUUCAAGUUCAGACCUCUCCAGUCUCCUCAAGUCAACAGAAUACGGGAGUGCUGAAUGAGUCGCAUAUCCCAUCGCAAGCAGAAGUCAUUCCUACAGCAGCUCCAGCUGGUAUCAUCGCGAGAAAGGCGAUAAGAAUGAGUACAGCAGCUGCCAGGCUUACAACGCCAGAAUAUUUGCCCGACGAGGACUACCAAGUUGUUCAGGUGGGACGCCGCUGUGACUACAGUGUCGAAGCCAACGGGCUUCUCUGGAACUUAACCGAGGGUGGUAUUGUCGCUGCGGCUGCGUGCCCUGCAGGAUACCAGGGCUCAGUCUACAGACCCUGCUAUUCGUCCGGUCUUUGGGGUGCGUCUGACUAUACGGACUGCAGGCUUGAGAGACUCGCCAAUAUACGAAACCUCAUAUACUACCAUCUGCAUAACAACCUUAUCGAAGGGCUGUACCACCUCUCAGAUGACCUCGCGCGGUACCUCAACACUGUGGACAUCAAGAGCCCCAUGGACCGGUUGGACACGAUGGACACACUCAACAGCGUGCUGCAGACUAAAGUGGCGCUGAGGCUACGUAAUGGGUUCGACAUUGCGUUUGUUCAGUCCUUACUGGAAUCCGUCAACGAGAUACUCACAAAGAAGAAAGUGGAAUUUACGUCAGAAUCCCGGAAGAUUUCCCUGAUGACAGCCAAGGCGGGAGAGAUGAUUCUAAGCCUGUCCACGUUCGUCGACACGGCGCUGUCGGGCUUCAGAGAGAGCGACUUAAAGGAGGUCGCGCUGUCAGCGUCCGAAAACAUUGUGCUACACUUGCGAAGGAAACAAGAAAGGGAACAAGAGGUGAUUGUCUACACGAACGAGUCUCGGACGUCAUCUGUGAAGGUAACAGACAGCUACAGCGUCGGGAGCGUACGGGCCGUGCUUCUUCUACGGGGUCUAGGGUCCCUCAUGAACAACGAACAUAUUCAACUCAACAGUGACAUGCUCAUCGUCGCAUUCCAGCCACCUCUCAGAGCUCCCGACGAGAAUGUUUCUACCCAAUUUGACGUGACCAUGGACUACCGUGAGGAAAGCCAUGCUCCCGAGAACAAGCUUGACUGCGCAUCUAUUUGGAACUCGACCUGGUUAUGGUCAAAGGAAAACUGCCACCUUGCGUUCAAUACAGGACAUUCAGUAACAUGCCGGUGUUCGCAAUCUGGCAAUGUGGCGACAGUACUACGUCGCACCUGGAGCACGGAGAAGUACAUGGUGACCCAACGGGUGCGCGUCGUCAUGCUUGGAGGAUGCAUAGUAUGCUUAUCUGCAGUUGCUGUGACAUUCGUCAUUUACGCUUAUAAUCUCAGGAGGGACGGGACGGAGCCUUCCGUGAUUCGACUGAAUUUGCUCAUCUCUGUUGCCUUUAUCCAGAUUGUCUACAUCGCAGGAGUACAAGCCACGGCAUACUAUGAGGUGUGCUACAGCGUGGCUAUCCUUUUGCACUACCUGUUCCUGGUAGCAAGCUUUUGGAUGCUGUCGUACGGAAUCCAGUUGUAUCGGAGGCUGCGGAAUUCCAGCGCUCUCUCCGCGGCUGUGCCACCAGGUUCUGUGUUACCCAGCCAGAGGACACGGGAUUAUUGCCUACUAUCCUGGGCUCUUCCUGGUGCUCUGGUCCUAUUAUCAUUCGUCGUCAACCCAAGGGGCUACGAAGUUCGUCGCUAUUGCUGGCUUUCAAUACAGCGAGGAAUGCUUCUCUCAUUCAUCGUGCCCAUAUCCAUUUUGAUAGUGGUGAACACAACGCUGAUGGUUCUCGUCCUGAGGCACUUCUUUGCUCAACGGCCAGUUACUCACAAGAACGAAAUUGAAAAAAUCAGGUGUUCGCUCCGAGCAGGAGUCAUCCUCCUCCCUCUAUUGGCUGUGAACUGGUUCUUCGGAGUGCUCGCAUUAGAGGACUCUUCAACGGUCAUCUUUGAAGGGGUCUUCGCAUUCACCAACAGCCUCCUGGGACUCUCCAUAUUUGUUUUCUACUGCGCCACAAACCCAGAGAUCCGAAGAAGCUGGCACACAGCGCGGUCACUCAAGAGCAAGAAACGACCUAAGUCGGCAGCGAUGAAGCUUAAGAAGAGCUCCACUUUCUCCUCGAACGGGAAGGAUUCGUGCUUUGCAACACCUGUCGAUGACAGGGGUCGGUCCGACGUCCAGCCGCUCCUCUUCAGUGCUUCGCCCCCUUGCGAAGAGACACCGUCCUCCUCAGCCUCCUUCCUCAGGGUCUAAGAGGUGUCGCUGAAACAUUGCUCAGCUAACUGUUGUAAAACCGCACUGUUUAAGGGACGACUGCCUGCCGGUGCCAGCGCGAAUCUAGGUACGCCCAGCCUUACUCUUGGAAAGUAGCUGCAGGGAUCUGAGGCGAAAAUCCAGCCUCCUGUUCAACAAAGAAGUAUUUGUAACAACGGUGUUACAAUGGUGGCAACAUGAGCGAUACAGACGAUGAAGCAAACCGCCGUGGUCAGGGCUCAGCAACGGAGAAAUGAGAGGAGCAGUGGCAUGCAUCGAAGUCCCAGUGUGUCGCUAUUCACGAACUCCCUCUGAAGGAAACACCGUGCUUGUCAAACGACAUAAAAAAAGAUGACAGUUAACGCUAGGUUUAGCCGCGUGAUGUGACUAUGGUCAACCACUCUUAGCAAUGUUACAGUAACAAGGUGUGCUAGGGUGCUGAGGAGUUGAGAUGGUUCACUGCCAAAGGAUAUGUUCUUGAGGAGAGACUCGACGUGUCCGUACGUACGACACGUAGAACGUCAGCCACAUAACCUGUAUUUUGUUGCUAACUCGCUUAGGAGAGGUGGCUCCUCAAUGACAGCCAUCACUCCACCGAAAAGAAUCGUUUACGCAGCAGGCAUCUUCUGGUGUCCUUCAUAUAAGAAAUGGAAACUUGUGGAGUGUUAGACUAGGUCAAAACAUAUAUCGCAUGCGAUAUGCUUCACGCAUUAGCACGUUACAACCAAGGUCUUAUAUGAAGGGCGUCGCCCUACCGUCAGAAACGCUACUCGUCUACAGUGUCAACUCAAAUUAAACGUCCAGGCCACACUGACGCGGCAAGAGGAAAAAAGCGGCCGUAUAUGCAGCGCCUCGGACGUUGUGUGUCGUCCUUCAGGAUUCAUUUCAAG